CUACCAAGUGACAAAUUACAUUUGACAAUAAACUUCACAAUCACAAUCCACAUGGAUAUUUUAGUGCAAAAUAGAUUUAGAUAGUUAAUUUAGAAAUAUUUUUAAUAUACGGAAGAGUUGUUGUAAUAUUUGAGCAUAAAUAAUAUAUAAAAAUGUCGGACGGACAGUUCAGUGAUUAUGAAGAAGAUUUGUCAACUAAGGUUAAGUCAGUGAGAUUUUCAGAUGUGCCCCAAAUAAAAAACUUGAGUACUGACGAUGAUGAUGAUUUUGAUUCUGAUGAGUACUUUCACGACUCAGAUGAUCCAUCGCAAGGUGCACAGAAAAAACAGAAUAUCAACUCGCAAGCUCCAUCCAACAAGGUGACCACAUACCAACCAACAGAAAAGUUAUUCAAGAAGUAUGUGCAUAAAAUAAAUGUUGAUAAAUAUGAGCCUAUGUCAAAUAACACUGAGAAGUUUCUAGAUCAAAAUGACAGAAAAGUUAUAAAUGAAAGAAUUAGAAUAAAGGAUAAACAUGAUCGGGCCACAGCUGAGCAGGUUAUGGACCCUCGGACGAAAAUGAUUUUAUUCAAACUAUUGAAUAGAGGCAUUAUAAAUGAAAUAAAUGGUUGCAUAUCUACUGGAAAAGAAGCCAAUGUUUACCACGCCAGCUCUAAAGAUGGACGAGAUUUAGCUGUAAAGAUAUUUAAAACAUCAAUCUUAGUGUUUAAAGACAGAGAUAAAUACGUUUCAGGUGAAUACAGAUUCAGGAAUGGGUAUUGUAGAUCUAAUCCUCGUAAAAUGGUUCGUACAUGGGCUGAGAAGGAAAUGAGGAAUUUGGUGCGAAUGUACAAUGCAAAAUUAAAUGUACCCGAACCAAUUAUUUUAAGGAGUCAUGUGUUAGUAAUGACUUUUAUGGGUGAGGGAGGCUGGCCUUCUCCGAAAUUAAAAGAUGUUGAUAUUUCUCAAUCCACUGCCAGAUCUUUAUACCGAGACUGUAUUACUAUGAUGUGGAAGAUGUACAACAUUUGUAAACUUGUUCACGCUGAUUUGUCUGAAUAUAACAUGUUGUAUCACAAGGGGAAUGUUGUUGUCAUUGACGUCUCACAAUCUGUUGAACAUGACCAUCCACAUGCAUUUGAGUUUUUAAGAAAAGAUUGUACGAAUAUAUCAGAUUUCUUCAGAAAACGUGGUGUGGCUACACUGACUGUUAAGGAAUUGUUUGAUUUUAUCACUGAUGCGAGUAUUAAUGAGAACAAUUUGGAAGAGUGCCUUGAGAAAUUAUCGGAGAAAGCAGCAGCUAGGAAUUUCGAAGAAAUGACGGCGCAAGAACAGGUUGAAGAAGAAGCUUUCAAGAAUAUUUACAUUCCUAAGAGACUAACAGAGGUAAUUAACUAUGAACGAGACAUAAAGAAGGCAAAAGAGGGUGAUACAGACGACUUGGCAUACAAAAAGAUAGCUGGCUUCAAAGAGGAUCUAUCAGGCACUGUUGACAAACCUGAAAUACUCCAAGAAGAUGAGAUAUCAAGUGGCUCUGAAGAUGGUUCUGAUGAUGAUGAUGAACAAGAAGGUUCCAAAUUCAAAAACUGUGCUCGACCACGUGACGAAUCCCCAGACAGCAAGAAAGCCAGGAAAAAGGCUAUCAAAGAAGAAAAAGCUGAAAAAAGAAAAACUAAAACUAAAAAACAUGUAAAGAAACGCCGCGACAAAGGUUUCGGUCGAAAAUAGAGCACUAUAUCAAGCGUAUAUAACCAUGUAUAUAACACAUAAAUAAAACUAUAUUUGCUAAAA
This is a messenger RNA of Manduca sexta (tobacco hornworm), 1769 nucleotides long. RefSeq names its product serine/threonine-protein kinase RIO1 (gene RIOK1). Gene Ontology annotation, molecular function: protein serine/threonine kinase activity; ATP binding. The record is from RefSeq and is a predicted model, not a curated record. NCBI's taxonomy places the organism in Eukaryota, Metazoa, Arthropoda, Insecta, Lepidoptera, Sphingidae. Gene Ontology annotation, cellular component: cytosol; preribosome, small subunit precursor. Gene Ontology annotation, biological process: maturation of SSU-rRNA.